Raphanus sativus (radish) is the source of this 916-nucleotide messenger RNA. RefSeq lists its product as uncharacterized. Lineage: Eukaryota; Viridiplantae; Streptophyta; Magnoliopsida; Brassicales; Brassicaceae. The transcript has 3 exons. Gene Ontology annotation, cellular component: plasma membrane. The record is from RefSeq and is a predicted model, not a curated record. The coding region runs from base 73 to 732 and encodes 219 amino acids.
GCCUAAUAAUUCCCAGAAUCUACUUUAGACCGCGACCAUCGAAACUUUGCAUCUAACUCUAGGCAGGCGAUAAUGGCGUCGAAGCAAGAAUACAGCAUCCCUUAUACACCUCUUCCUUCAUCAUCAUCACAGCCUUCUCAAACCGUCAUCGUUUUAACUCCUUAUCGCCGCCACCGUCGCCCUUUCUUCCUCCGCAACCUCCGCUGCUCUCUCCUCUUCACCGCCGCAAUCCUCCUCCUCUCCGCCGCCGUUUACCUCCUCUACCCUUCCGAUCCAGAAAUCAAAGUCUCUCGAAUCCAGCUCAACCACAUACGAGUCCUCGAUUCGUUUAAACCCACCCUCGAUCUCUCGUUUUCCCUCACGAUCAAAGUCAGGAACCGCGACUUCUUCUCCCUUGAUUACGAUUCGCUCGUGGUCUCGAUCGGGUAUAGAGGGAGAGAGCUAGGGCUUGUCAAGUCUAAUGGCGGACACCUUCGCGCUCGUGAUAGCUCUUAUAUUAAUGCCACUCUUGAACUCGAUGGUCUAGAGGUUGUUCACGAUGUGAUUUAUUUGAUCGGUGAUUUGGCUAAAGGUGUUAUUCCUUUUGAUACGAUCGCUCAGGUCAAAGGUGAUCUUGGUGUUCUUCUCUUUCAAAUCCCAAUUCAGGGAAAAGUGUCAUGCGAGGUGUUUGUUAAUGUUAACAACCAAAAAAUUCACACCAAGAUUGUCAUCGUAAGUGAAACAAAAUCCUGAGCUGGUCCAAACAUGAGAGAGGAGUAGACCAGAGAUACAUAUGUUGAAUACUUGAAUAUCUUUUGGAUAUGGAGAAAUGAUUUGUAAGAUAUUUGUAUAGAUAAAUACUACUGGAUUGCCAUUUCUUAGUCGUGUAAUUUCGUACGUGAACUAUACUUUAACGAGAUAGUAACAAUUGGGUCAA